GAUCGCUGAAAGCAUCCAUCACUUUUCAUCUUCUGCAUAAUGUCUUUGGCUCCAGUCCAAAUUUUCGACCAACAAGCUACUGAAGAGAGAGCCGAGAAUGCUCGUUUGUCAUCCUUCAUCGGUGCUAUUGCUGUAGGAGAUCUUGUCAAAAGCACCCUUGGACCCAAGGGAAUGGACAAAAUUCUCCAAUCUGCUACAACUGGCGAGAUUAUGGUCACCAACGACGGCGCCACCAUCUUGAAAUCGAUCGCCCUCGACAAUGCUGCCGCUAAGGUGUUAGUCAACAUCUCUAAAGUUCAAGAUGACGAAGUUGGUGAUGGCACCACUUCUGUCUGUGUUCUUGCUGCCGAACUUUUGAGAGAGGCUGAGCGUCUUAUCAACCAAAGAAUCCAUCCUCAAACCAUUAUUGAAGGUUACCGUUUAGCUAGCGCAGCCGCUUACAAAGCUUUGGAAGCAAGUGCAGUUGAUAACAGCAACGAUCAGGCCAAGUUCCGUAAGGAUUUGAUCGACAUCGCAAAGACCACCUUGAGUUCCAAAGUUCUUUCUCAGGACAAGGAAUACUUUGCUACCUUGGCUGUUGAUGCCGUUCUCAGAUUGAAGGGCUCAACUAACUUGGAACACAUCCAAAUCAUCAAGAAGGCUGGUGGCAGACUCAUAGAUUCAUAUCUCGAUGAAGGUUUCAUUCUUGACAAGAAGAUCGGUGUUAACUGCCCCAAGCGUAUCGAGAAUGCUACCAUUCUCGUUGCUAAUACCCCUAUGGAUACAGACAAGAUCAAGGUUUUCGGCGCCCGAGUUCGCGUCGAUGCUACUGGAAAGCUCGCUGAACUUGAACGUGCCGAACGUGAAAAGAUGAAGGCUAAGGUUGAAAAGAUCAAGGCCCACGGCAUUAACUGCUUUGUUAACCGUCAGUUGAUCUAUAACUGGCCCGAACAGUUGUUCGCCGAUUCUGGUAUCGCCAGUAUUGAGCAUGCUGAUUUUGAGGGCGUUGAGCGUCUUGCUCUUGUUACUGGUGGAGAAAUCGCAUCUACCUUCGACCACCCUGAACUCGUCAAACUCGGUCACUGCGACCUUAUCGAAGAAAUCAUCAUUGGUGAAGACAAGCUGAUCAAAUUCUCUGGUGUCGCUGCUGGUGAGGCUUGUACCGUUGUCCUUCGUGGAGCUACACAACAAUUGCUCGAUGAAGCUGAGCGAUCAUUGCACGAUGCCUUGUCUGUAUUGUCACAGACUGUCAAGGAACCACGAACAGUCCUUGGUGGUGGAUGUUCUGAAAUGUUGAUGUCCAAGGUUUGCGAUGAGAUCGCCGCAAAGACUGCUGGUAAGAAGGCUAUUGCUGCUGAGGCUUUCGCCAAGGCUCUUCGCCAGAUGCCCACUAUCCUUGCCGACAAUGCUGGUUACGACUCAUCCGAGUUGGUUGCACAAUUGAGAGCCGCACACACUGAAGGCCACAAAACGGCCGGUCUCGAUAUGAACAUCGGAAAGGUUGGAGAUGUCAGAGAAUUGGGUAUCACGGAAUCCUUCAAGUUGAAGAAGCAGGUCCUCCUCUCUGCAUCUGAAGCCGCUGAGAUGAUUCUCAGAGUCGACGAUAUCAUUCGCUGCGCACCUCGUCAACGACAAGGAUAAGCUUUUCCCAUACUCCACUAGAUUUUCAAAAAAAAAAAUUGUUUAUACAGAGAACGCAUCUUCCUUCACGAGGUGUCAUUAAACUUGCUAUGAAAGAAAAAAAGAAAAAGUACAUUUCAAUCGUGUAAUCACCCAUUUGGCCGAUGUAUUGCAAUAAAAUCAAAAUAACGGAAACUACAUCAGAAAUAUACAGUCCUUUUAGAAAUAAUUUGCGCUGACAUCAUAUAAGUUUAGCUUCGUAUCAAAAUGUUGAACUCUGCCA
Molecule: messenger RNA, 1882 nt
Organism: Umbelopsis ramanniana AG
Lineage: Eukaryota; Fungi; Mucoromycota; Umbelopsidomycetes; Umbelopsidales; Umbelopsidaceae
Exons: 10
Coding region: 40-1620 (526 amino acids)
Biological process (GO): protein folding
Cellular component (GO): chaperonin-containing T-complex; cytosol
Molecular function (GO): ATP-dependent protein folding chaperone; ATP binding; ATP hydrolysis activity
Source: RefSeq, a predicted model, not a curated record